Messenger RNA from Penicillium subrubescens, 354 nucleotides. RefSeq names its product GroES-like protein. The coding region runs from base 1 to 354 and encodes 117 amino acids. The transcript has 3 exons. The record is from RefSeq and is a predicted model, not a curated record. Lineage: Eukaryota; Fungi; Ascomycota; Eurotiomycetes; Eurotiales; Aspergillaceae.
AUGCCGGGGCCAUUUCCCCUAAAGGGCCUUGGACCUCUCGGAAAGCUCUUGAUUCUUGCCGUUCCGGGUGAAAUUCCUCUCGAUUCGGGGCUUAUGGUUGCCAAAGGUCUUUCGGUCCACGGAUGGCCCAGUGGACAUGCACUGGGUUCAGAGGAAACAAUUCGGUUUACUACAAGUUUCCGUGAAUUGGAGGAUAUCAAGUGUAUGAUCGAGACUUUCCCUCUUGAUCGAGCAAAUGAAGCGUUCGGUAGGUCAAGACGCCACAGAACUUUCCCAACUAAAGUCUCUGACAACUAUAUAGAUGCGAUGACUUCCGGGUCAGUUCGAUUCCGCGCCGUGAUUACGAUGGAAUAA